AUGGAUAAAAGUAUAGGAACAUUAUAUCAUAAACUAACAAAUUUCUUCCAUACGAAUACUUCAACAUCAUCAUCUUCGACUGCAUCGUCCACAAGUACAUCAAUUCCGAUUUCGACAUUUUUUGAUCGAUUAAUUCCAUCUACAUCAAAUGUUCAUACACCAGCUAUCCAUCGACGUCGUAAUACUCCGCUUCUUUCUCGUCAAAUAUCAAUUAAAACAAAUGAUCAUCAAUUCCCAUCGCAAACAUAUUCAGCUUACAUUCAGAAAAAACCAUCAAUUAAAACUCCCAAACAACACUAUUCAGAUACUGGUGAAGAACGAACGAGCGAUCAGUCAUUGAACUAUACAUCACCAUCGUCUCAAUAUCAGCACGAAACGAAAGCACCUACGCCUGGAAUGGACGAUGCAGAAUUUCGUCGGCGUGGAAAAGAAAUGGUUGAUUACAUCGCCGAUUAUUUACUUCACAUCAGUGAUCGACGAGUGACGCCGGAAGUUGAACCGGGCUAUUUGCGAUUCAUGUUACCGAAAACUGCGCCAGAAAAAAGUGAAAAAUGGGAUGAUAUCAUGCAAGAUGUCGAGCAAGCAAUCAUGCCCGGAAUAACACAUUGGCAACAUCCACGUUUUCAUGCGUAUUUUCCGGCGGGCAAUAGUUACCCAUCGAUUCUUGGCGAAAUGCUCUCUGCUGGCCUUGGUAUCGUUGGCUUUUCGUGGGCGGCCAGUCCAGCGUGUACAGAAUUAGAAACGAUCAUGUUAGAUUGGAUCGGUCGUAUGAUGUCAUUGCCUGUUGCUUUUCUACCCUUUGAUCCUCAUCAGCAUUAUAAAGAUAGUGACGAUUCAUCGUUUUCUCAAACCGACGAUGACGAUGAUGAGUCGAGCGAGGAUCGCUCUGUUGGCAACGAUGAUGAACUUUUUAUAAAAAAACAAACUGAUCAUAUUGGUGGCGGUGUCCUUCUCGGUUCAGCAAGCGAAUGUAUUCUCGUCGCUAUGUUGGCCGCUCGAACAAAGAAAAUCACCAGCAAACGACAAAGUGAUCCACUGAUGGAAGAUGGGCAAAUUCUCGCACGAUUGGUUUGUUACACAUCGAAACUAGCACAUUCAUGCGUCGAAAAGGCUGGAUUGAUUGCGAUGGUUCGCGUUCGUCAAUUGGCAGUUGAUGAACACUUUUCACUACGAGGUAAAACACUGGAAGAUUCUAUUCGAGCUGAUAAGGAAAAUGGUUUAAUACCCUUUCUGGUGUCAGGUACACUGGGUACAACAUCCUGUUGUUCGUAUGAUAAUCUGAAAGAAAUCGGUGAAAUAUGUCAACGUGAAGAACUUUGGUUUCAUGUUGAUGGCGCUUAUGCUGGCAGUGCAUUUAUUUGUGAAGAAUAUCGUUAUAUUAUGGAAGGUCUUCAAUAUGCAGAUUCAUUCAAUACAAAUCCAAAUAAAUGGUUACUAAUGAACUUCGAUUGUUCAUGCUUCUGGGUUCGCGACAAGUUCGCGUUGAUCAAUGCUAUGUCAGUUGAUCCACUCUAUUUACAACAUAAACAUGCUCAACAAGCAGUUGAUUAUCGACAUUGGGGUGUUGCAUUGAGUCGCCGAUUUCGUGCACUUAAACUUUGGUUUACAAUCCGAAGCUAUGGCGUUGAAGGUCUACGACAUUACAUUCGAGAACAUUGUCGUUUAGCGAAAGUAUUUGAAUUAUUACUUAGUGCAGAUCCUCGUUUCGAUAUUAUUGGUGAUGUUACUCUAGGUCUUGUUUGUUUUCGUUUGAAAGGUAGUAACAAAUUGAGUCAAAAAUUACUCUUAUCUCUCAACGAUUCCGGUCAAAUUCAUAUGGUUCCAUCGAUGGUCAACGAUUUAUACAUUAUUCGUUUUGCUGUUUGUGCUAAACAUGCCACAGAUGAUGAUAUGCAUGUUGCUUUUCAUGUAAUACAAGAGCACGCAGAUAAUGUCAUUACUGAGUAUCGUGUUCAACGUGCCGGACGACAAUCAGCAUCCGCUGAUUCACUAGAAGCUGCUUUGAAACAAGCAUCAAUAACGAGUCUUGAGCGAGAAAUAACACCAUCGCAUGAUAGAGUCGUUUUAGAAGCACCAAUCGAAGUGACAAACUAUCCAAUUCCAAAAUUUCGAUCUAAUACUAUCACAACAAUGACGCCACAUCAUCGUGUCACGUUUGAAAAGCCAAUAGCUAACCUUCUGAAAGAGAAACGGUCGCGUCCAAUGUUUGUUCGUAUGGUAUCAGAUGCAAAGCUCUAUAAUCCUAAACGAACUAAUCCGCAAUUAUCACGUCAAUCAUCACUAGUCACACCGCGAGGACGAAAACGAAUUCAAAGUGAGCUGGGUAACCAUGCUACACGAUCGUCGAGCGAACGAUACCUCUCACGUACAGUCAGUAUUCUCGAAACCGUCAAUUCUGAUGAAGGUGAACUUGAUGAUAUCAAACAAUAA
Adineta ricciae is the source of this 2430-nucleotide messenger RNA. NCBI's taxonomy places the organism in Eukaryota, Metazoa, Rotifera, Eurotatoria, Adinetida, Adinetidae. The record is from the annotation of a GenBank genome assembly.